This is a messenger RNA of Corticium candelabrum, 693 nucleotides long. RefSeq names its product allograft inflammatory factor 1-like. Gene Ontology annotation, molecular function: calcium ion binding; actin filament binding. Gene Ontology annotation, cellular component: ruffle membrane; actin filament. The coding region runs from base 106 to 549 and encodes 147 amino acids. The record is from RefSeq and is a predicted model, not a curated record. The transcript is spliced from 6 exons. Gene Ontology annotation, biological process: ruffle assembly; actin filament bundle assembly. NCBI's taxonomy places the organism in Eukaryota, Metazoa, Porifera, Homoscleromorpha, Homosclerophorida, Plakinidae.
AAACAUACGGGAAGUUGUACUUUCGCUUACGUACAGUACAGUAGGUGUGUUCAGCCAAACGUCCGCCUUCAAGUUUGUUGUUCUAUCUAAGUUAGCUAAGUGAGUAUGGCAGAGAAAACCAACUAUCAAGGUGGCAAAGCAUAUGGAGAACUGAAGAGUCGUCAGGAAAACGAACUGGACAGGACUAAUCAAGAAUUUCUAACUGGUGGUAAGUUUGAAGAUGUAGAAGACUUGGCGGAGAGACUGGAGUCGUACAAGAAACAGUUUAUGGAAUUUGAUGAGAAUCACUCAGGAGACAUCGAUAUUAUGGAAUUGAAAAGAAUGAUGGAGAAGCUUGGACAGGCCAAGACUCAUCUGGAACUAAAGAAGAUGAUUGCUGAGGUUGACACAAACAACACAGGAACAAUACAUUAUCACGAGUUCCUUGACAUGAUGCUUGGUAAACGCUCAUCAAUCCUCAAGCUAAUUCUCAUGUUUGAAGAGAAGAAGAAGGAAAAGGAACGUCCCAAAGGUCUACCUCCUAAGCGAGAUCUAGCUUCUCUUCCAUGAACAACGAACGAGUGCAAACGUUACUAUGAUUUGAUUAUGUUUGUGUACACUAUCAACUAGAAGCCUGCUGCACACGCAAUAAUUUACUUUCUUGCUGUAAUAGCUUGUUAUAUGUCUUUAUAAAGGAGUGAGUAUUUGGGAACA